GUUAAUAUAAAAAGUUAUAUGCUCGAACUACUGAGUACAAAAAUUCUACAAUACCGUAUAUAGCCCGUAUUCUAUGUGAUGAAGACUGUUAGACGUGAAACAUAUAGUUACUAUGUAAUUAGCAAAGUGAAUCGACCCUUUCAUUGUCACUCUCUGUAAUUUUAUGGUGUCACCCUUUCUAUCGUUUAAUUAUAACUUUGCUAUUUUUAUUUUAGUUAUCACCAUUAUUAUUAUAAUUUUAUAUUUUAUGUAUUAUGAGUACUGUUUUUGGAAUAAAGCAGAUUAUUAUCAUAAGUUCAUUUAUAGUGAAGUACUUACUAAUGGUGUAGUUAUGUGCUCACUGCUGUCUCCUUAGCAUGUCGUGCAUGCAGAGACCAUCACGUGAGUGAAAGAUAAGUUAGUUAGUGAAGGUACACACCACUGAGCAUAUAUACAUUGGGACUUUCAUAAUCUUAAACUUGUGUCAAAUUAGCAACAGGCCUCAUUAAUUAGAUCUGUCAGACUGUUACAUACACUUGAGGAACAUAACUUGAGCGUUAUUAUAUCAUUACCUUACAUAUGAAGAUCAUUCUGUUGGUCGAAUUAACCAUCCGGGUUACCGAGGAAUUCAAACUAACACUUUCCGAGUGUACGCGAGGUGUACUAGUCGGUGUAAAAGAUAAUUCUUGACAACUCUCGAAUACUGCAGUUUCCUUUCUUAACUGGACAUUUUCAAAAAACUGGUAUGAUCGAUCUUUAAUUGUUUUUCAUAUGCUUUGGCAGGUAAUUCGGUUGUGGGGCUAUGGUUGGCUGUUUCCUAGUUUCUGGUUCAAGAAAAUGCAGAAUUAAUAACUUAUUGUGCCAGAUGUCAAGAUACUUAAGCACAUCCUCAGAAUUCAAAGAUUACUAUGCUAUUUUGAAUGUCAAAAGUACAGCAUCUCAAGAGGAAAUCAAAGAAGCUUACCUCGAUCUGUCCAAAAAGUACCAUCCUGAUAGGUGUAAUGAUGAAGGAUCAAAGAUGCGUUUUGCUGAAAUAAGUGAGGCAUAUUCUAUUCUUGGGAAGGUUGAAUCUCGCCGGGAAUUCGACACAGUCCGGAAAAUCAACGCUUUUGGAGUUAGUAGUGAUGCUUUCCGAAUGCAAUAUCCCAAACCACCGUCUGAUCUUGAUAAAGUUGGUCUCGAGGCUUAUGAAAAUGAAAUGCGCAGGUUAAAUUCAUUUUUGAAUUAAUUAUGGUUUCUCUGGUUUUGUAUUAUUUCCCGUUUGUUUAUGUCAACUCUGUGAAGACCCUAAUACGCGCACAAAAUCCGAGAAGUUUUAAUACUGUUUUUAGAUAGCAUACUUAUGAAUCCAAAUCAGUUUCCAAUCGAUUUUCAUACAUUUUUACUAAUAUAAAAGAGACGCCAUGUAUUCAAAAUACAAACCAUAUGACAGUGUACUUCAUAUUAAGGUUUUUGUGUUUGUUAUAAAUACUCAACUUUUAGAUAUUCGACAGGUAAUCCAAAACUACUUGGAACAUACGGUGUCCAAGAUCUUCAAGUUUUUUCCUCGUUGUUUACAAGCUGCUUUAAUUCGUGAUCCAAUAAGUCUACAUGUUUAGUAAAUGACAUUAUCGCCGAUUGCGUUUUUACUUAAUUCUAAAGGUGUAGCUGGAUUUCCUGGAUUUAUUUAGAAUGUUAUUGCUCAGAAUGACUGACAUUCGUAGUGCUAAAUAACGAUUAAAAGGAUCUGCAAGAAGGAUAAAACGCGAUGUGUAGUUUCUCCAACUAGGAAUAUCUUGUGUAGUUAGAAAAACUGUGUUAAAACUUAGGGAUUGUAUUAAAUAAUCGGACUGGUUAUUAACUAUUUAGUGCUUCAUUAUGUAUCUGAAUAUUUAAUUGCUCACAAAACUUAAGUUUCCGACUUAACAACUUCAGUGAUGAUGACGCACCUAUCCGUACAAUUCACCCUAUCGAAUCGACAAAUGUUGUCGCUAUAUGGGUCCAUCGAGCAUUUGAAUAUUAUGCCACAGAAAUCUAUCGC
Trichobilharzia szidati is the source of this 1999-nucleotide messenger RNA. The record is from the annotation of a GenBank genome assembly. NCBI's taxonomy places the organism in Eukaryota, Metazoa, Platyhelminthes, Trematoda, Strigeidida, Schistosomatidae.